UGCGCGAGUUGUCGCGGCGCGCUCAGACGGCACGCAAACGUCGCGCCCGCCGCACGUCCGCAAACGCCACGAAACGCGUGUGUGCUCGCUCGCAAAUCGAACUAGUACACAAUUCGGGUAUUCACAAAAUUAAUUCCAACUUCAAUAUUCACUAAAUAAAAAUUACAUCAUUAAUAAAACUUAAAAAAUAUUAUUAAAUAUUUAAAAGUUGAAUAAAAGUGAUUUUGAAAGUUUUGUUAAUAAAUUAAACUUUAAACUGUGAAUAGUGUGGACACGAGGGUUGCAUAAAUGUGUUGUGCGCUGCACGUGCUUCCCCACAUGCGAGAUAUUAUAUUUUACGGACAUUGUUUGGUUGAUAUCGAUUGCAAACUGUUUUAAAGUGAAGAAAUGAUUUGAAUCACACACUUUGAUUUGCCACUUGAAAGAUUAAGUUGAGGGGUGUGCUUGACUGAAGUUGCGCGAAGAAAAACGUGGCGAGUGAGGAAAAAGUGCAGCUAACUUUUAUCGACCACCUGUUUCGUGCGGCGUGAAGGCGCACGGAAAGAAAGGCUCCUUUGAGACGCUCGGCGCCGCGACGCACGCUGCACACGCCGUGCCAUUUUCCGCCACGACGGCUUCGACCGCAGACUUUACGCAUAUCAACAAUAACGCAUCCGACGAAUCAGGAUGCGAGGCUGACAUGGCCGAGGGUGGCACCGAGGAGGAGAGCGGCGAGAUGCUUGGACCAGCGGCGGUGCCGCAUCAGUCACCUUCGGCGUUGAACGUCGUCAUCAAAGCAGAGGAAAGUGAUCGUGAGAGUAGUUGCGGGUCGCCGGAACCGGCGACGACGAUGGGCGUCGAUGCAGGGAUAGACUUACACACGCACCACGCGCAGGACCUGCAGACGGCCACGUCAAUGACGACGUCGUCCACGGUGCACAAGCUGCUCAACGCCGCCGGCGGCGGUUGCGGUCGCCCCGACGACGUGGAUAUCAAACCUGCCGCCGCUGCUCAUCUCAACGGGGCGAUGGCUGGUUUAGGUCUUCUACAAAACUUGCAAAGUCUAGCAUCGCUACAAAGUCUCCCACAGGUGGCGUCACUAGCCGCUGGUCUACAGAGUAUGGCAAAUUCAGCGGCAGCCGCCGCCGCCGCAACUCAACAACUCCACGCGCCUUUAAAUUUAAGCGUCGGAGCUUCCUCAAACGUAGCGCAAAGGAAUGCGGAAAACAACGCAGCGGCCGCGCUGCAGUCACAGCUCCAAACCUCGCUGGCGGCGGCCGCAACCGCCCCACAACAACCUGCACCCAUGCCGCAAUUCAUACUGGCCUCCGGUCAGCUGGUGCAAGGCAUUCAAGGUGCACAAUUACUUAUACCCACUUCACAGGGUCUUGCAACGCAGACAAUCUUAACAAUUCCAGUCAACCACGUGAAUAGCACCGAUCAAAUGGUGAAUCUAGCGUUGAACAACGGGCAAGUCGUGCAGACAUCUUUGGCUAACCUUCAGGCGAUGGCCCAAGGUCAAAAUAAUAUGCCCGCGGCAAAUAGUAUACCAACAUUACCAACACCAACACCGACAACAAAUGGUAACCACGUUCCAUCAAACAUGUCACCAUUGUUUAACUCGACGAAUCUAUCACAUUUAUUAUCAAAUGGAACAACAACAGCCGCCCAACAACUCCUUCAAACUCUCCCUCAAUUAUUAUCCAAUGCGCAUGCGGCUGCCGCUGCAGCAAACAACCUUUCACUUCCUACUUUACCGCUAACACCACCCGGACCUGCUCCUGGUCUACUAACACACGCCUCCCCACCACUUUCAACGUCACACCGUCGUGAAGCGCCCCCUACACACCGAGAAAUCUCCCGAGAGUUGACAAUUGCCAAUCAUUACCCCGAGAGUAAGCUACAUCAGUCGACAUCGCUCAGUCGCAACUCUUCACCGCCGAAUCACAUGUCCAGCACGUUAAACCGUCUGAGUGCUAGUAAUGGCGAGCUUACGAUAACCACCACAUCGUUACCACCAUCAGUGGCGCCCUCUGCCACUGCGACUUCAGCAACAUCCACAGUGACAGCAUCGCAAGUGGCGCCGCUUUCCAACGCGACGAAUGCUAGUCACACUAGUCAUACUAGUCAGAAACGCUCGCCAUCUUUAUCGCCGCGAUGCGAUGACAGCUCCACGGCGGAUUUACUCAUCGACUCACCCAACCAACCUACAAUAAACCAAACAAGCAGUAACGUGGUGGAUGGAAUCAAUCUGGACGAGAUAAAAGACUUCGCCAAGGCGUUUAAACUGCGCCGAUUAUCACUGGGUUUAACGCAGACGCAAGUCGGGCAGGCGUUGAGCGUCACCGAAGGGCCCGCUUACAGUCAAAGCGCAAUUUGCAGUGCCCUGGCCUCUCAGAUGUUUGCCGCCGCGCAGCUUUCCUCCCAACAGCAGGCAAUGUUUGAGAAACUGGAUAUCACACCGAAAAGUGCGCAGAAAAUUAAACCGGUGCUGGAACGAUGGAUGAAAGAAGCUGAAGAUAGCAUUUAUUCCAGAUACAAAAGCGGUCAGAACCAUCUAACGGAUUUUAUUGGUAUCGAACCGUCGAAGAAACGUAAACGUCGGACGUCUUUUACUCCACAGGCGCUUGAAUUGCUAAAUGCACAUUUUGAAAGAAACACACAUCCAUCUGGUACUGAAAUUACUGGAUUAGCGCAUCAGUUAGGUUAUGAGCGUGAAGUGAUCCGAAUAUGGUUCUGCAAUAAGCGGCAGGCACUGAAAAACACCGUACGCAUGAUGUCCAAAGGCAUGGUUUAGUUGUAAGACUGAGAAUGCUGGCAACCAAGUAUACGUAAACGAUUUGUACAUUACUACAGUGUGGUUAACUGCAUUGUGCGUAAUUAAACUCUAGACAUAGCUAGUUUUCAUAACUAAAGUAUACCAUUAUUAGGCAACCAAUGUUACAGACAAAUUACAGGCAUCUGUAAUUUCCGACAAAUGAAAAUUAUUUUUGUGUUUAACAAUCGAACAAAAAAAGAAAUUGACUCUUUGGCCUUUUUGCACUGUUAAUUUUACCACGGAUGACCAAGCAAUCAAUUGGCGCAUCCGAUAAGAAUGUGAUAACGAAUUUUAAAAAUUAACAUUUGGCUUUAAAUGAAAAAUGAAAAUGAUAAACCAAAUCGACUAUUUCCAAACCUACACAAAUGUACAUAACAAAACUAAACUAAAACAAAACACUAUCGUUAGAGAGUAUUAUUAUAACCUAGUGGUGCCGACGAUUGAGGUUAUGUUUAGCUACGUAAGGAUCACGUGUACAAACUUGUAUAUUAUUUAUUAGGUUCUAAGUUGUACGCGCGAACGAAUGACUAAUCUUAAGGUAAAAGUAAUAUGUGUGCGUGCGUGUGUAGAAUUCAUUUCGUUUAUUAGUCUCGUUGAGAUGAUGAGUCUUUGAGCGUUGAGAGAAAAGCAGUAGGAGGACAAAUGAUAUCAAGUUGAUGAUGUAACUUCAACUGCUGAAAGUUUGUCCUCCGAAAGAAACCAAAGUUCCUAUUAGCUCGUAAGCUAUGCGUAUAAAUGAUAAAAACUUUUGCAAGUUUAAUUUGACUAAUUUGGCGUUUUUGUUAUCGAAUAGUGUAAAUAUCGAAAUAAUUCUAGUAUGAGUAAGUAACUAGUUGCCAAAACACGCAAGUAUUGUCUGACAGACUGUAAACGUACGGAAGAUGCGUCAAAUGAUUUUUGAGAAUGAAAUUACUCGAAGAUUUAACUUUAAACUGAGAAUGCGGUAAAAAAAAACACGUAAAUUAGGCAGUAUAAUGUGAAUGAUGACAAUUGUAAAUGUUCGUGAUGUAGAUGUAUACCGAAUAAAUUAUAAUUAAGCUGAUUAACUAAUAAAUAAAUAUCCAAACAGUAUAA
This is a messenger RNA of Dalotia coriaria, 3871 nucleotides long. RefSeq names its product POU domain, class 6, transcription factor 1-like. NCBI's taxonomy places the organism in Eukaryota, Metazoa, Arthropoda, Insecta, Coleoptera, Staphylinidae. Gene Ontology annotation, molecular function: DNA-binding transcription factor activity, RNA polymerase II-specific; RNA polymerase II cis-regulatory region sequence-specific DNA binding. The coding region runs from base 680 to 2776 and encodes 698 amino acids. The transcript has 12 exons. Gene Ontology annotation, biological process: regulation of transcription by RNA polymerase II. The record is from RefSeq and is a predicted model, not a curated record.